Molecule: messenger RNA, 1512 nt
Organism: Paramecium octaurelia
Lineage: Eukaryota; Ciliophora; Oligohymenophorea; Peniculida; Parameciidae
Source: the annotation of a GenBank genome assembly
AUGCUUGAUUAAGUUCUACAAGUUAUUGGAUUACAAAAAAAUGAGGAAUAGCAAAUGGAGGCUCUAUAUGACGAUUUUUAGAGGCCUCCAAAGAUUUCAAUUGCAAUGAUGCAUGCUGCAGCCACAAAAUUUGCUAAGACUGACUAAAAUAUUGAUCUUGAUAAAACGAAUGUUUGCCCUUGUUGUGGAUUACCUGCUGUUAUCGAAGAAAUCCCAUUAUGUUCAUCAAGAAGCGAAUUCAGCUUCAAUGGUUCAGGAAUAGCAUUAUAUUUCGAUUUCUUAGUUUUUUCUGGCAUCAUUGUCUUUACUUACAUGUAUCUUAAUUCAAUAAAAAUAUAGAGCCAUCAGUUGUGGCUACAAUAUCUAUGUUAAUUCUCAUGGAAAUCGAUGUAAUCAUAUCAAUAGUAGUCUUGCUGACAAAUGCAAAACAGACUUCUUUAAUUAAUUUUCAUUAACAAAUGAUCAUGAGUAAUAAUAUUUAACAUAUCUAAUAGAUAAUUAGAUGACACUCGUAGCAUUCUCAAUUUUGUAUCCUUAGUAGUAAUUGUGUUUAUGACUUUAUUUUACAGAAGACACAUUAACAAAAUUGCUAUGGAAUUAGAUGAUGCAGCUAUCUUAUCCUCUGAUUUCUCAAUAUUUGUUGAGAAUAUCCCUAGAGAUGCAAAAGAGAUAGAAAUUUAAGAAUAUUUUUCUUAAUUAUUCCAAAAUGAAAAAGUUGAAUUUAGAAAAUUAUGCAUUGCAUAUGAAAUCCAGCCUUAUUUGAAAUUGAACACUCAAAAAUAAUUGAAGGAAUCUGUGCUUACAAAAGUACUGGAACUAGAAGCAGAAGGAAAAUCCAUACCUAAAUCAAUUCCACCUAGAGACUAACUAAAAUAAGAAAUAGAAAAAAUUUCAAAGGAAUUAGAUGAUAUGGAAGAUAAUAGAGCUAAUAUUUUCAAAUUCAGUGGAAUUUGCAUAAUUAGUUAUAAUUAUGAAAGACAAGCUGAUAAUGUUUGUAAAACUUUCAAAGCCACAAGAUUUUAGAUUUUAUUAGAUUAAUUAGGAUUUGAAUAAAAUUAAUUCUAAAAAUUUAGAAACAAUAACCUCUUUGUAAGGAAGGCGCCAGAACCAGGGGAUAUAAUUUGGGGUAACCUCGGUAUUACAAUUAAAGAGUAGUAUAAAAGAACUUUAAUAACUAAUGCUAUGACUCUACUUUUGUUGGCUAUUGGUUUUGGGUUAUUACUUGGAUUAUCUUAUCUAUAGAAUGUCAUUAAUUAAAAUAUUUCAAAAGGGUCAAAUGCAGAAGCAGCUAUUGUUACUGUUAUCGGAUUUGCAUCAUCAAUACUUAUUUUGGUAAUAAAUACAGUAUUAGCAAAAAUGAUUAUCAAAUUUGCUGAAUUAGAGUAAUAAGCUACAAGAACAGAUUAUAAUAUAAGUGUUGCNAAUAGUUUAAUUAAUUUAGUGUAUUAUUUGAUUUUAUUUAAUUAUCUUAAAUACUUAUUAACCCAUUAAUAAAUCAAAAAAUUAGUAUGA